ACAUCUGUGUUAGCGAGGCUAGUUUGAUUUGGAAAUAUGAAGUUAAUGUGAAGGAAAUAAACAGAUAUGUGAAAACGAAAAUGAUUGUCGGCGAAGAAAGCCCUGAACACAUUGCUGAUAUCAUUUACUCCGCUUUGGAUCAUAAUGGAAACGGCUGUGUUCCAGUCUCAAAGGUCUUGGAAUAUAUCCAGAAUGAAAUACCGAACUCGGAUAUUUCUAAUAGUCUUCCUCUGUGUGACCUAGAACAUAUGCUAACAGCACAGAAACGGAAGUAUAUUGAUAGAUUAGAACUUACUUCAGUGAUGAAACUGUGGACAGAGAAGAUUGAACAGGAUGCAAAAUCAGAGUUACAAAACCUUGAAACAUUGGAUGAAAGCAGCCCAAGUUCCCUUCUCAUAGAAGAGCUUCCGCUUUGUGAAUCUGGGCCACUUAAUAUGUCAACUCAUAGUUCUGACAGUCCUGAAAGGAUCACCAAAAGGGAGUAUAAUGAUAUGGUAGAUAAACUAGCAUCUUUGUCCCAAAUAAAACGUGGUCUUGAAGAAGAGAAUUUUUCACUGCAAGCACUCCUUAAAGAACAUGAAGAAAACUAUAAUGCUGUAUUGGCAGAGAAUGAGCACCUUAAGAAGACUGUUACUGUCCAUGAAAAGAAGUUGGAGGGUUUCCAGACUUUACAGCAAGAGUAUGUGGAAACUAACUGUGCGUUCCAAGUGGCAGAAUCACAUAACAGGGACCUGAAGUUAAAGCUACAACAGUCUGAGAAGAUUUGUGCAAACCUUCAGCAAAAACUGGAUGAGACUGUGGAACAGGGGAAACUAGAAGCAUUUAAAUGUGAAACUGCAGCAAGUCUUGAGAAAGUAGGUAGCUCCCUUAGCGAAUGCCGUAAAGAACUUUCUGCUCAAAAGGAAGCAUAUGAGAGGCUCAGGCUUAAAAAUGAAGCAGAUAAACAAGUGCUUUGUGAAAGAAUAGUGGCACUUGAAGAUAUGAUAACUGGUUUAGAAAGCAAGAACAAAAUUUUGAACGAAAUUAAGUCUGAAUUGGAAUUAAAAGUUGCCUCAAUAUUAGAAGAGUCUGCAAAUGUGAGCAAUUCAUGGCGUUCAUUUUUGAGUGACAGUUCCAGUGGCUCAUCCAUCUGUUUACAAUCUCAAGGAGGACUCUGUCAUCAGUUUUGUUGCACUGAGUCAGUUGAAAACUACAGAAAGACAUUGUAUGCUGAACUACAAGCAUCAGGUGACCUCUGUCUGACGCACAAACAAUUGGAGGAGCAGCUGAGGGAAUGGCAAGAGAAGGCUAUAAAGUAUAAACAAGAGUUGGAUGAAUACAAAGAAAAUGAAAAGGUUGCGAAAGAAAUUGUUAAGUCGGCAGUUGAGCAUUUAGAACUGUCUGAACAUUGUGGUGAUAUGUAUGAAAAUAAGUCGCAGUUUGACGUUAUUGCUGAGGUUGAAAACAUUACUGAUGUGAAGGCUAAGCAGUCGUUGUCAUACUUGAUAUCCUUUGUUACAGCAAUUUCCGAAAAGGAACAUUCGUUUCGUAAAAUUUCUAAGCAGUGCCUUGUUCAUCCAAGGGAAGCUUUCACCCAGAGUGAUCCUAUAGUCACCAGGUUGUCAAUUAUGGACCAAACUGCACGAAUCGCUGGCACUGAAAGAAGCACACAAGUAGAUGCUGACUCUGUUCCCACAAAGGUGUCAACUAUAGAUCGGAUUUUACAAAUCUCUGCCAGUGCAAAAUACACACAGACUGAUCCUGUGGUCACAGAAUUGUCAAUGGGGGAUCAAACUGCGCAGAUCUAUUGCAGUGAAAAUUGCACACACACAAAGGCCAACCUUAAGAUGACAAAAGUGAUGACAAUGGAUCAAACUACACAAACCUCCACUUGUGAAAUCAUCGCACAGGUGCACUCGGGGGCAACAUGUCCAUACUAUACAGAGGACGGAUAUGCAAGGGGGGACAUUUCCAUUGAAUCACACACAGAAACUCAUUUACAGAUGGCAGGCAAUGUAUCACCAAAGACUGAACCACUUACACAAACAUUGCAGACAGAUGAAGAAACUAGAUGUGGUGCUCAAGAACUACAACCAUCCACAGAACAGACUUGCCUGCAGUACAGUGGAAAUGAAAUGCUCAUAGGCAAAACUCCAGAAAGUUGUGGUGCUCAAGAAUCAAAGUCGUCCUUAGAACAGACAUUGCUGUUCCAAACAUGCCUGCAACCUGCUGGAGAUGAAACUCCUGAAAGCACAUUUCAUUCUGAAUCACUUCAACACACAAAGAAGUUUUUGAGAAAAGCUGUGUCAUGUAAGAACCUGAGAAGAAUUUGUACAUUGGCAGUCUCUCUUCUUCUCAUAUUUUUGAUUGGUUCUUCAUUUUUGAAUCUGUUUGUAAACUGUUGUCUAUACAGUCAUACAUUUUAUGGAACUCUGUGUUCUGUGAUGGAAGAUGUAUUUAAGCCUUAUGUAACACUGAGGCAUCUUUCUCCGCCUCCUACAUGAUGAUAAAUUUAAGAUAUAUAAUACAAUUGCCAUAGAUCUGAGGUAGAAAGUCACCACAUAUAAUUACUCAUCAAUGGUUGGAACAGUGAUUUAUCUUAAAUAACCAGUGUGUGUUAGAGGGUGCAGUGACAGUGAAACAGAAGAUUCAGAGCCACUAAAGUGGUUUUUCAGUUAAAAUAACUCUCCAUUUGCAAUUGUGUUACUUUUUAUUGUACUUGCAAUGCAUUAAUUUGAAAGGGGGUGCUGUACAUACAGAGUAUGUGUUUCUCAACGAUUUAAUUAAUUAAAUUAAUUAAUGAUUCAUAUAAUGUAAACUGAAAUGUAGUUUUUGUAAGUACAAGAAGGAAUCUGCUUGUGCAAAAAUAUGUGAAGAGAGCUAUGUUCUAAUAGUUUAAAAAACUGAAAUAGUUGAUCAAGUCCUGAUGUGAAAGGACUGGCGUGUUUUGUAAAUAUUAAUUUCUGUUUCUGCAGCAGUUGAAUUUAUGAACAGAAUAUCUAGUAAAUAUGGUAUCUGGGCCGCUAGAUGCAUUUCUAUACCUAUAGAUUCCCUAGACUUAUUGCUGUAUCUGGAUCCAGAUUUGGAUCUUGUCUAAUUGUAGCUAAUACAACAAACAUUGGAAUACUGAUAAAAUUAUGUAAGAAGGAACUCAAAAACUUUUGUUUUUGAAAUAUAAAGCAAUAUUAGAGCAGGAUUGGCAACUAACAUGGAAAUUAAACUUUAUUUGAUAAAUCAGUAUAAAUGCAAAUCUAUGGCAGUUUUCUAAAGUGCAAUACUAUUAAUUUUUUUGCCUGUGGAAUGCUGUUGUGUCCUUCCCCUUUUUGUAUUCUGAUUGAAUAGUUUAUUUAACAAUAAAUUUUGUGAUACUGCAUGACAAAAACAGAAAGUUGAUUAAUUCAAUUUUUAAAUCAGCUUUUUUUGGUUAGUGCUCAACUUUGUAACUAUUUCUUUUAUGAGUAUGUUAAAAUAAAUAUUCUCCCAACCUUUAUUGUAGUUUACAGUGCAGCAAUAGAAAAGAACGGCAAUAACAAUGUACUUUGUAAUGAAAUGUAGUGUGCCUUCUGUCCUGGACCAUUUCAAUGGAGUAGAUACAUUUGAAGCUGUUUUGUAUUAUAUACAUUUAUAAUAUAAUAACUUAUAGUUCCGCUAAAUAUAAAAAACUCUUAGAUUUUCCAUUGCAUUAUAAAUGUAAUUUAACCCUUUAACUUCUCUGGAAUAUGUUUACGCACACCACCAGGCCUUCUACCGGGUACUCUGAAUGUGUCUACGCAUAGACACGUUUAGGGUACCAGGUAGGACUGGUGGUGCACGUUCAAAGGUGCAUGCGUUAACACGUCCAGAGCAGUUAAAGGGUUAAUAACAGCAAAUUUGUAUGUUUGUACAGUAACAUUUUUGCAGCAGAAUUCUAAGUUAUUUUAGGUUAUGCACCUAAUCUGAUUCAAGCCAUGAAGAUAGUGUUCGAAUUGUACAUGAGAAAUGACUCGUCUUUUCUCUUUUGUUGCUCUAAUAUGAUAUCUUAAUUUAUUUUCAAUGAAUCAAUGCAUUAUUUGUGUUCUGAAGAUAGAACUCUGCUUGUUAAGACUUUUUCCUGUUAUGUACAAAGAAUACAAUUAUUGUUUACCUUUGCAGACAACACACAUUUAAUGUCAUCUCCUCCUUCCUUCAUAUCUCCUAAACUAUGUAUUGUACAAUGAUAUAAUUUCACAGGUGCAUUCCAUGGUAGAUGUGAACAGCAUCUGUAAAAUCUGUCACACAUACAGUUAGCAGUAAACAAGUAA
This is a messenger RNA of Schistocerca serialis cubense, 4259 nucleotides long. RefSeq lists its product as uncharacterized. The transcript has 24 exons. Lineage: Eukaryota; Metazoa; Arthropoda; Insecta; Orthoptera; Acrididae. Bases 81 to 2483 code for a protein of 800 amino acids. The record is from RefSeq and is a predicted model, not a curated record.